GGAGAACCACAUUUGCAGCUUCCACUUUUAAAGUAAGAAGCAAAUCAUAAGUUUCGCAGGCACUGAAGGAAAAUGUGUCACUAGUAUCCGGAAACAUUCGGAUUAAAACAAAGCGUUUUCUGGCAUUGUCAAAGAGGAAAAUUCAUUUCGGAAGUAACUUUUCCUUUUGGGAUUUUUUUUCGCUAAGCGAUAGUCAGAAAUAGGAUAGUUUUGCUACCUGUUGUUGACUGUUAGGAUCAAAAUGUGACCUAUCAAAAUAUUUACCAAAUAUUUGAACUUGACAAGCAGUGAAGGAAAUUAUUUUAUCUGAAGUUGAGAAAAUAGUUUGUACUUAAGUUAAUUAUUCAUUCAAACAUUUUUAGAAAAUCUAAUUUCCGAUUGCACUGAUUCAAUACAGUGCCAUACAAAACUCAUUGAACAUUUUUAAUUACGGUAGGUGAAAAUUUCAGGAGUAAAGAGUGAAAUUAUUCUGUAUUUAUACCAACAGUUUUUCAUGAUCUUAUUAUAAAUCAUUACAUCGCACGUCCGUCUUUUAUAACAGUCAAACAUAUUCAUAUUUCCAAAGGACAUCUGAGAUUUUGAAAUAAGUAUUUAAUUUAUUUAACAGAACUAAAAUGAAUAUGAAAAUUCUACUCGUCUUUGCAGUUAUUGCAUUAUUAACAACUGGAGCAUUUUCCAAAGAUAUUUCAUCGCUUGAAAUUGACGAAUCUUCUGCUCCGAAGUCCUUAUCGUCUGAGCUUAGCCCUCAUAUUGAACCAUCCGCUGCAAAGAAGGAUAACAAGACAAGUGAUUCCUUAAGUUCAACCAGCAAAAGAAUUGUCAAUCAUGCUAGAGCAUGGAAAGCACUGCACCAGACAAGCACAGUGGCACCUGUUACGACAUCGACUACAGCCAGAAGUAUGUCUGACAGUGAAAUAAUUCAUGAACGUUGGAAGUCUUUCGAGAAAUCAGUGAAAAAAAUAAUAGAAGGGCGCAUGAAGAAGGCCUUGCCGAUGUUCUUAAGGAUGGGAUCGGAUGCAAAAUUAUCAGCGGCAUGCUCCAAGAGUAUCAUGGCUCUGGUUCAAGGAGUCAGGGGAAUGAAAAACUGGGCUUUCAGAAUGUUAGAUGCCAGUGCUAAAUUACCAUCAGGCGUCCUAGACGGUACACUCAGCGACUUUGGUGAAUAUGAUCAGUGCCUGGAAGUAGUAAAAGAAGAUAACCGCAAAAAAGUACAAUUUACAGGCCAGUACUGCACUGUAGAAGCUGUUCCCCUUCUGCCGCCUGUGCCUCAUCGAGUGCAGUUUAAAACAGUUGUGUUGGACUUUGCAAAUUUUUCCCAUCCAGAUUCUGUGCUUACAGACUUCUCCAAAAAUGCAAAUAUGUUCUAUUUGAUGACACUCAGACUUGGUCUGUGUCUCCCAUCGACUUGCUCUGUCAACGAUAUUCAAGAAAUAGCAAACUUGGGUCUGAAGGACAUGCCACUGAAUGCUACUGUUGUGCGCUGCGAAGUAAAACAGCCAUUCGAGGUCACAAAUCUGCAGCUUGCUUCCAUGUGCAUCAUUGGAAUUAUAGUUGUACUGGCAAUAAUUGGCACCUAUUUAGAUACCAAAACUCCCUGGACAUAUAAUUCUUUCACAUGUGUCUCAUCUGGAUUGAUAGCAGACAGCUUGAAGAGUUUUUCGAUCAAUAAGAACUUAGAGAAGCUGUUCAAGAUCAGUCAAUCGAAAGAAAAUUUUGGGGUUCUCAAUGGCAUGCGAGUCUUGUCUAUGGUUUGGGUUGUUCUGGUGCAUACCUAUGGUUUCAGCCAUAAGCAGUCGUUCUCUCGAAUGAAAAACGCGCAAACUGCUUUGGAUGAAGUGACCUUCGGUACAAUCAUUAAUGCAUGGGUCAUUGUCGAUACAUUUUUCGUGUUAGGAGCAUUUUUAGUCGCCCAUUCUAACUUGAAAACACUGGAAAAGGAUAACGGACGGCUUAACUACCUUCGAUAUUAUGUUCAUAGGGUAUGGAGGUUAACUCCUCCUGUUGCUGGAUGUUUAGUUAUUAUGUUCCUCCUCCCUUUGCUCGGAUCGGGGCCAUUAUGGAAGGAUGUUAUUGGCCAUGAAGUCAGUAACUGUGAGAAGUACUGGUGGCAAGCACUUAUCAUUCCUAUUAACACUUGGACGCAUUUUGAUGACAUGUGUCUACUCCAUACUUGGUACAUAGCAUCGGAUCUUCAUCUGUACUUCAUAGCGCCACUAAUAUUGAUACCCCUGUACAGGUGGCCAAUAGUUGGAUUUCUUGUCAUGUUAUUUCUUACCCUCUCGUGCAUGGGUAUCAUGGCAGUUCUAACUAUUGCUAACGACUUUUAUCCAACCCUUCUAUAUUUCACACCAAAUCAAGCGUUUACGAAGCAACUAUGCGAUCUCAUGUAUUUUCGCCCUUAUCCUCACAUGGGUGCUUACUGUGUGGGACUCGCACUGGGAUAUUUUGUUUUAAAAUACAGGAAAGUGGACAUAAAACCGACUGUUCAAGUACUCGGUUGGUGCGCAGCAAUAGCCUGUAAUUUAGCAGUGCUAUAUGGUGCUUUUGAAUGGAAUCGAGGGAACCUACCAAGUCGGGUAGUUGACGUCACAUACGCCAUGUUCCACAGAACGGCUUGGGCCUUGGGAAUAGCAUGGUUGGUAUUCAUAUCAAUCACUGGAAAAGGAGGUUUAAUAAAUAGGUUUCUGUCCUGGGAACUUUUUAUACCCCUGGGUCGUCUUUCUUAUUCGGCUUAUAUUCUUCACUUCCCUGUUCUGUGGGUCAGAAAUGGUUUGCGAAGAGAACGCCUUUAUUUCCAUCAUUAUGAUAUUUUUUAUGAAUUUCUGGCCACAUUGGCACUCACUCUUUGCCUUUCCAUAACAUUCCAUCUCCUGUUCGAAGCUCCUUUCUUGAAUUUGGAAGAGGUGUGGUUCCCGAAGAACGGAAGGAAAAAUCAGAAAAAGCCACACGAAAAUGGCGCGACUAUUGUGCCAGUUGCGAAAAUGGAGAAAGGUCUGUCAUCAGCAAAUACAACAGAUGUGUUUUCGGUUCGGCUGUAAGUGCAUUACAGAAGGACAUUGUACAUAUGUAUUAAGUUUUAUUUUGUUUUAAGAAAUAAAAAUGUUUUUUAAUAUUA
This is a messenger RNA of Stegodyphus dumicola, 3115 nucleotides long. RefSeq names its product nose resistant to fluoxetine protein 6-like. NCBI's taxonomy places the organism in Eukaryota, Metazoa, Arthropoda, Arachnida, Araneae, Eresidae. Gene Ontology annotation, molecular function: acyltransferase activity, transferring groups other than amino-acyl groups. The record is from RefSeq and is a predicted model, not a curated record.